UUCAGCAUUGGCUUGUACGUCGACCAACUCCUUCUCGAGUAACACCACACCAUCCAUCGACAAUUGCCCCUCCGACUCACCCCAUCUGGAACGAGUGCAACGAGUCACGCACUGCAGACCCCAAGCAAGAGCCUUCAGCAUGUUCCCCAGGCAACUUCGAUCCGCUGCGGGCGGCAGCUCCCGUCUACUCGCUCAGGCCCAGGUGGCUAGCCGACAGCCGAUGGCCAACGCAGCUCGCCUGGCGCCACUCUCUGCGCGAUGGAACUCGAGCAAGGUCACCGGGCCAGUUAUUGGUAUCGACCUGGGAACCACUAACUCAUGUGUUUCCAUCAUGGAGGGUCAGCAGGCUCGUGUCAUUGAAAACUCAGAGGGCGGCCGCACAACCCCAUCCGUCGUGGCAUUUACCAAGGAAGGCGAGCGCUUGGUCGGUGUCCCAGCCAAGCGGCAAGCGGUGGUCAACCCGGAGGCGACGCUCUUCGCUACAAAGCGAUUGAUCGGGCGAAAGUUCCCGGACAAGGAAGUGCAAAAGGACUUGGCAAAUGUUCCCUAUAAGAUCAUCCCACACUCGAACGGCGACGCCUGGGUCGAGGCCCGGGGGCAAAAGUACAGCCCUUCGCAGAUUGGCGCUUUCGUUGUCGGCAAACUCAAGGAGACCGCUGCGAGCUACCUCGGUAAGACUAUCAACCACGCCGUCAUCACCGUUCCCGCUUACUUCAACGACUCACAACGCCAGGCCACCAAGGACGCCGGUACCAUCGCCGGGCUUGAUGUCUUGCGAGUGAUCAACGAGCCUACCGCCGCUGCGCUCGCAUACGGUCUUGACAAGCAGGACUCAGCAGUCAUUGCAGUCUUCGACUUGGGUGGUGGCACGUUCGAUGUCUCCAUUCUCGAGAUGCAAAAGGGCGUCUUCGAGGUCAAGUCGACCAACGGUGACACUCACCUCGGUGGUGAGGACUUUGACAUUGUCCUCGUCGAGCACCUCGUCAAGGAGUUCCAGAAGGAGUCUGGCAUCGACCUGUCCAAGGACCGCAUGGCCAUCCAGCGUAUCCGUGAAGCUGCGGAGAAGGCCAAGAUCGAGCUCUCUUCGACGUCGCAGACUGACAUUUCACUGCCGUACAUUACCGCUGAUGCUUCGGGCCCCAAGCACAUCAACAUGAAGAUGUCGCGGGCGCAGCUCGAGAGCCUCUGCGCCAAGCUGAUCGAGCGGACGGUCGAGCCGUGCAAGAAGGCGCUGUCUGAUGCAGGCACCAAGCCGAGCGACAUCCAGGAGGUCAUCAUGGUCGGUGGUAUGUCGCGCAUGCCGAAGGUGCUUGAGACGGUCAAGAGCAUCUUCAAGCGCGACCCAAGCAAGGGUGUCAACCCGGAUGAGGCUGUCGCCAUCGGCGCCUCAAUCCAGGGUGGCGUGCUCUCUGGUCAAGUGACCGACAUUCUACUACUCGACGUCACGCCGCUCUCGCUGGGUAUCACCACUCUCGGUGGCGUCUUCACCCGUCUGAUCAACCGCAACACCACUAUCCCAACCAAGAAGUCUCAAAUCUUCAGCACAGCAGCCGAUGGCCAGACGGCCGUAAGCAUCGAGGUUUACCAGGGCGAGCGUGAGCUGGUGCGGGACAACAAGCAGCUUGGCACGUUCAACCUUGGCGGUCUGCCGCCUGCGCCACGCGGUGUGCCUCAGGUGGAGGUAACAUUCGAUAUCGAUGCUAACGGCAUCCUCAACGUCAGCGCGAUGGAGAAGGUAUCGAACAAGGCUGCUGACAUCACCAUCACUGCCAGCAGUGGUCUGAGCGACCAGGAGAUCGAGCGCAUGGUCCAGGAUGCCGAGCAGCACUCUGAGGCGGACAAGGCGCGCAAGGCGCUCAUCGAGGAGGCCAACCGCGCGCAGAGCGUCUGCGCCGAGACAGCCAAGGCGCUCACCGAGUUUGGCGACCAGUUGCCCACAGAAGACAAGGAGAAGCUCAACGCGCUCAUCAAGGAGACCGAGGAGCUGGCGGCUAAGGGCCAGAAUGCCGACGACAGCGUCACCGCAGAGCAAAUCCGGGAAAAGGUCGAUGCGACGCAGCAGGCCAGCCUGGGCCUGUUCAAGCAGGUGUACGAGAAGCGCAACAACCAGCAGCAGUCCAGUGGCAGCAACGGUUCAGAUGGUGCCGCUAGCUCGGGCUCCGAGGGCAGCGAGCAAAAGUCGUCAUGAGUUGCCGACGGGGGGAGAUGAGAGAGGGCAUGAGCACUUUUGGUGGUUCAGCCUCGAGUCGCCAUCUUGACUGUGACUCGAUACCAGCAAUCAUCAAAGCCCACCACUGCACGCCUUCGCGGUCAUAGAUGACAGGCGUCGCAUUUUAUUGCAAAGGGGAGACGUUGGCCCAGCGGGACGUCAGGAGCAUUUUCACAAUAUUCUCGCUGGAAGUUCCCCGCCUUCACAUGCCCGUCGCUUUCUGCUUGUACAAUAGAAAUGUCUACCAGGCACGCACUCACGGCGCUGAAAUUGCAUCACCACUUUUUCCGCU
Tilletiaria anomala UBC 951 is the source of this 2501-nucleotide messenger RNA. Its product is annotated as heat shock protein 70. The transcript has 3 exons. Lineage: Eukaryota; Fungi; Basidiomycota; Exobasidiomycetes; Georgefischeriales; Tilletiariaceae. Gene Ontology annotation, biological process: protein refolding; cellular response to unfolded protein. The coding region runs from base 140 to 2188 and encodes 682 amino acids. Gene Ontology annotation, cellular component: mitochondrion; cytoplasm. The record is from RefSeq and is a predicted model, not a curated record. Gene Ontology annotation, molecular function: ATP hydrolysis activity; misfolded protein binding; ATP-dependent protein folding chaperone.